Molecule: messenger RNA, 321 nt
Organism: Mytilinidion resinicola
Lineage: Eukaryota; Fungi; Ascomycota; Dothideomycetes; Mytilinidiales; Mytilinidiaceae
Exons: 1
Source: RefSeq, a predicted model, not a curated record
GGGUGUAGGCCUCGCUGUACGAUCAAACAUGUUUCUCUAGACGAUGAUCCCAGAUAUGCCGCCCUCUCAUAUGUGUGGGGCCCUCCCAGCAAUGAGCGCUUCAUGAUUGUGGAAAAAAACGACGAGCAGUUUCGUCUACCAAUCACAUCGAAUUUGAACUCGGCACUGAGCAACAUCGACAAGGAAGGUUAUCUUUGGGUUGAUGCUAUUUGCAUCAACCAAACCGAUGACAUCGAGAAAACUUGGCAAGUCCAGCAGAUGUGGAACAUCUUCCCCAAAGCCGACCAUACAGCUGCAUGGCUAGGAAGGAUCGAGGAAGAA